Molecule: messenger RNA, 498 nt
Organism: Setaria italica (foxtail millet)
Lineage: Eukaryota; Viridiplantae; Streptophyta; Magnoliopsida; Poales; Poaceae
Exons: 2
Coding region: 1-498 (165 amino acids)
Source: RefSeq, a predicted model, not a curated record
AUGGCACCACAUGAGUUCUUUGACACCAACUUCUUGCCAUUCCCCGAGCGCAACAGGAAGCCAUCCGUGGAUGAGCAAUUCGCUCACUUCGUGGAAAUGAUCCAGAAGAUCCACAUCAAUUUUCCACUGCUAGAGGCAAUGCAGGUACCCAUGUAUGCACGAUAUCUCAAGGACAUCCUCAGCAACAAGCGACCAAUGCCCACUGUGGAGGUGGUGAAGCUUAUGGAGGAGUGCAGCGCAGCUAUACUCAACCGGCUUCCUGAGAAGAAGAAAGAUCUGGGGUGUCCCAAGAUCACUUGUAUGACCAGUACACAUCGCUUCGACCAUGCCCUCUACGGCCUUGGAGCCUGCGUUAGCAUCAUGCCCAAGGAUAGCUUCAUCCUCGCCGACUUCGUGGUUCUUGAUAUGGACAUCGAUAAGGAAUCGUCGCUCAUCCUUGGGCGCCCGUUUGUUAGCACUGCGGAUGCACGCAUUGAUGUGGGGUCCAGAGUAAUCUGA